GACGCUGUGGAGGCUGCGCUGGCGUCGCUGCCGUCGUCGGGGGGCGUCGAGGAGUGCCUCCGCGGGUUCAGCGAGGACGUUGCUGUGCCGCCGUUCACGCUGGCGGAGGACGCGCCUGUGCUGGCGAAGGCGUUCGGCACGAUCACUCCGUCGACGCGCCUGCGCGACAUCAUGGAUGUGCUGCGCGCGGACGGCAGCGCGUUCGCUGCGAGGACGCUUGAGGUGAUGGAGCGCAACUCACCGGUGGGCAUGACGCUUGCACUGGAGAACAUGAAGCGGCAGCACACGCCUGGGUGCAACACCGUGAUGGAGAGCUUCCGUGGCGACUACACGAUGGUUCAGACUUCCAUUUGUGCGGAUGGGCUGGCGAAGGGCGUGGAGGCGCUGCUUGUCACGAAGGAUAAGCGCCCGCAGUGGACGGUGGGGUCUGUGGAUGAGCUCGAUGUGGAGCUCGUGAAGCAGCAGCUUACUCUCACUGAGGGGAGGGCUUCUUUGUUCACAGCUGGAAAAGGCUGA
This is a messenger RNA of Leishmania mexicana MHOM/GT/2001/U1103, 516 nucleotides long. RefSeq names its product 3-hydroxyisobutyryl-coenzyme a hydrolase-like protein. NCBI's taxonomy places the organism in Eukaryota, Euglenozoa, Kinetoplastea, Trypanosomatida, Trypanosomatidae. Gene Ontology annotation, biological process: L-valine catabolic process. The record is from RefSeq and is a predicted model, not a curated record. The annotation marks the transcript as partial. Gene Ontology annotation, molecular function: 3-hydroxyisobutyryl-CoA hydrolase activity. The transcript has a single exon.